Messenger RNA from Galleria mellonella (greater wax moth), 1594 nucleotides. RefSeq names its product phosphatidylserine synthase (gene l(3)77CDf). Gene Ontology annotation, biological process: phosphatidylserine biosynthetic process. The transcript is spliced from 7 exons. NCBI's taxonomy places the organism in Eukaryota, Metazoa, Arthropoda, Insecta, Lepidoptera, Pyralidae. Gene Ontology annotation, molecular function: L-serine-phosphatidylethanolamine phosphatidyltransferase activity. The record is from RefSeq and is a predicted model, not a curated record. The coding region runs from base 175 to 1446 and encodes 423 amino acids.
GGUAUAUAAAGACGAUUUAACUGAGUACUUACCUAUUGGCAUUUUGUAUCGGCCUUUAUAUACUUAUUAAGUAUAAUAUAUUAUUAACAUAAUGUAGUAAUUUUUCGUACAAUGAUAUAUAACUUGCAUUUUCAAAUCCAAAAUUUUAAGAAUAACCUACUAAAAUGAAAGGAAAUGAAAAGAAAUAUGUCAGUAACAAAUAAUUUAUUACCAAACAAUGAGUUUAGAGAUGCUUUUAGUUCUAUAAAUGAACGACCGGUGGACGAUAUAUCUUUGGAAUUUUUUUACAAACCGCAUACAAUUACACUUUUGGCAGUGUCUAUUGCAUCGGUUAUAUACACAGCCUUUGUCAGAGAUGAGUCAAGCAUUCAAGAUAACAUAUGGUCAGGAAUAUGCUGUGUAGUAUUUUUUUUUCUAAUUGUAUCUGUACUUGCAUUUCCAAAUGGACCAUUUACACGGCCACAUCCAGCUGUAUGGAGAAUCGUAUUUGGGAUGUCAGUUCUUUAUUUACUGGCUCUCUUAUUUUUGUUAUUCCAAAGCUACUCCACAGUGUAUGAGAUAAUGUACUGGAUUGAUCCUAAUCUUAGAAAUUUUCAUAUAGAUAUGGAUAAGGAGUACGCCGUAAAUUGCUCAGAUAUCAGUAUAGCCAAAGUGUGGUCUCAUGUGGAUGUAUUUGCAUGGGGGCAUUUCUUAGGGUGGAUGUUUAAGGCUUUACUAUUUAGGCAUGCCGGUUUAUUAUGGGCAAUAUCGAUAAUGUGGGAGAUAACUGAAAUAGCAUUUGCUCAUUUGCUUCCAAACUUCUUAGAAUGUUGGUGGGAUUCUAUUAUACUUGAUGUUCUCAUUUGUAACGGAUUGGGUAUAUGGUGUGGACUUAAAAUAUGUCAAGCACUUGAAAUGAGAGAAUAUAAAUGGGUUAGUAUAAGAGACAUAUCUUCUACAACAGGAAAGAUAAAAAGAGCCAUACUUCAAUUUACACCAGUACAAUGGAGUCCGGUACGGUGGCUCGAUCCAACUUGUACCUAUAUGAGGUUUUUUGCUCUGAGUCAAUUAGUGGUAUUUUGGCAAGUAUCGGAAUUAAAUACGUUUUUCCUGAAACAUAUAUUUGAAAUGCCGCCAUCACAUCCUCUAGUCAUUGCACGACUUUGUCUCGUUGGAGUUAUUGUUGCUCCAUCGGUCAGACAAUAUUAUAUAUAUGUAACGGAUCCCAAAUGCAAGAGGGUUGGUACUCAAUGUUGGGUAUAUGGUGCCAUAAUGGUUACCGAAUCAAUGUUAUGUAUAAAGAAUGGCAAAGAACUGUUUGGACAAGCUCAAGUGUGUAAUGUUAUUGUAUGGUUAAUUAUUCAAAUUUUAGUAUCAAUUGGCUGUGUUUACGGAGUGGUACUGUACCACAGAUAUUUUGAGCCAACCAAAGACUCGAAUACUGCUAGUCCUAAGAAAGAUGAUUAAAACCAUCCUUAGGGAUGAUUCAGAAUACUGAAAUGCGGUAAUAGUAUUGAUUGAUGAAUUCAUGAAUUCAUCACAAUGAGCCGACCUUCAUUCUUGCCUAUCACUGAUAUCUCGCCAGCGUACAGGCACCGAUAACACAAACGGGGUU